Messenger RNA from Rubroshorea leprosula, 1509 nucleotides. The record is from the annotation of a GenBank genome assembly. NCBI's taxonomy places the organism in Eukaryota, Viridiplantae, Streptophyta, Magnoliopsida, Malvales, Dipterocarpaceae.
ACCUAUGUUAAUUCUAAAACCCUCCCUCAACUAGCCUACACUCUCCCCAUCCAUAGUGUUCAAACCGCAGACAUCCCUCCACUAUAUCGACCCUGCACCAUUAUUUCCAAUAAUCCAAUCUUGCCAAUGUCCCCCUCCCUUUCCAUACUUCUCAACAAGAAUUUUUUUCCACAAACUAUCCCUAUUUUUUGCAAGCCUACCCCACCAUUUUGCCAUCAACGCCAUGUUAAAUUUCCUUAAGUCCCUCACUCCUAGGCGCCCUUCUNAUGGUGCAGCAAGCCAGGGGAAUGCAUCAAAAAGUUGUUAGGAAUGCGGUUGUAGAUUGGCGACAGCAUAAUGUUUUACCUGACAUCGUGGAUCAGGCAAAUUGUGAUUGUUGCUGGGCAGUCGUGGCUUGCAAUGCCAUUAGUACUGCACAGAGCAUACAAUAUCAAAAUCCACGCACUGUGUACUCCUACCAGCAGUUGAUUGACUGCUGUGAGGAAGAAAAAUGGAGUACCUUAAAACCUGACGAAAAGCACAAGUGCCAGAGGAGCUCCUACAAAAAAGCAUUUCGAUGUAUCAUGACUGCUGGACUGAGUUUUGGUAAGGAGAAGAAAUGCAAUCAAAUGGGCAAUACAAAGGACGGAAUGUGGAAAUGGGACCUUGCCUGGAGAAGAAGCCUGUUCGAAUGGGAAGCUGAUAGUGCAGAGGAGCUCAACGUCAUGAUCAAAGAUACGAGAAUUUCACCAGGUAGCCCAGACAAGUGGCUGUGGACACACAACAACGAUGGCAACUACUCAACCAAAUCAGCUUACUCAAUGUUGAUAAAAGAUCACGAUGGAUUAAAUGCAGCUUCAACUUUUAAGAGGGUGUGGAAUCCAAUUCUUCCAAAUAAAAUAACAGCAUUUAAUUGGCAAGUUUUAUUAAAUAGAAUCCCAACCAAACUCAAUCUACUGAAAAGAGGAUGCGCCAAAGGAUGGGAAGACAGCAAGUGUGUCAUGUGCGAAGCAGAGGAGGAAGAUUCGGAUCACCUACUUUUAAAAUGCAGUUUGGUCAAGUGGUUGUGGAAGGCAUGUGCAGCGUGGUGGGGAAUCAAUGUAAGGCUGGAGAAUAAUUGUUGGGAUACAUUCAAGAAGCUCGGGGAAGGGAACAAAGAUUCACGCAUUAGAGAAGGCUGGGACUGCAUCUGGAAUGCUUUGGUCUGGUCGGUGUGGUUAGCAAGAAAUCAGAAGAUUUUUCAACAAUCAGAGCAGAAAAAAGAAAAGAUACUGGAACUCAUACAAUUGAGAGCUUUCUUAUGGAUUAAAGCAAGAAAGGCAAGAUGCACAUUUACCAUUUCUGAUUGGCUUAACAAUCCAACUGCAUGUCUUACAGUUAACAGUGGAAGGAAAAGGAAAAGAGCGAGCAGGACAGAUAAAACGAGUAAGGAGGGAUAAUUUUUAAAUGGAUGAUUAUCAGUUUGCUGUUUAUGUAUUAUGGGUAGAGUAGCUCUUGUACUCAUAUCAUCAAUAAAAGUAUGCUUUGCUG